AUGGACUCCGACGCAAUCAUCGUGGAUGAGAUCAUCCAGUCCUACGCGGACGGGAAGAUAGCGGAGAGCAGCAUAAUCGCGGGUUUAGCUCUGGUCGUUUACGACGGCUUGCUGCUGCUUGACGAUGAGGUCAACUUGUUUUGGGGACGUCCCCUCUCGGGCGCCCAAGUGCUCUACCUUGCGAACAAAUACGUCUUUCUCCUGUCGGUGAUCGUCAAUAGCGUAUCAUUUGUGACCACUUUCUCCGACCAGUCAUCUAGCUGCGGUGGGGUUGAGGGCGCUGCAGUAGUGUUAUCCACAUUCCCUUAUUUCGUCUGGGCCGCGUUCUCCGCUCUACGAGCUUACGCCUUGAGCCGCAGCCCAUAUUUAGCCGUCGCUGUUGGUACAUUCUCCAUGGUACCCGUGGGAGUGGAUCUUACCCAUCUAGGCUUCAAUUAUGUUGGAUCGAGUGACCCCAUCUUUGGGUGCGGAUACUUCCAAGACCUACCCACCCAGCUUCCAUUAACAUCCUCGCUCAUCGUGGCGGACCUGUUGCUGAUCGGUAUCACCUGGUACAAACUCUACGGUGCUGUGGGCUGGUCUCUACUCUUCCAGCGACAUAGCGUCACCGUCACAAGCAUUCUCUUGUGCGAUGGUACAAUCUACUUCAUCGUUCUUCUCGCGCUGAAUGUGUUGCAAAUGGCAUUCACACUCGCAUCCAUCUUCCAAGAAGCCGGGGCCCAGAUCAGCAACGUCACGGCUCUGAUCGAACCGGUCACCGCCGUGUUGAUCGCCCGCUUCCUGCUGCGCCUGCAGAGGGCCAACCAGAAGGACCUGAAACUGGGCGUCGCAUCCUCGAACGGAAUCACUACCACCGACGCCGACGGCGCUGCAUGGCGGACUAUAACGUUUGCCCAGGUCGCCACGUCCGUCGGCGCGACACUCAAUCCUGAAGACUUCUGGCGCGACGGUUCUGCCAGUGAAAUGGAUAGCGUUGUCGAGGAUGGGACCUCCGUUACGGGCGGUUCUGCCCAUGGAUACGAGGGAGAGCGUAGUGGCAAUGCGACGCUCCUGCACGAUAGGAGGGGUUUUAUGGAUCUUGAGUUCCGGGCCGACAGGGGUGUCGGUUUCUCUGUCGCUGUCACUGCUACCGAUAUCGGCGUCGAUACCAUCCUCCUCGUGUCCGCAUAUGACGGCAUCUGUGUGCGGGGGCUGAAACUGCAUUAA
Messenger RNA from Epithele typhae, 1206 nucleotides. RefSeq lists its product as uncharacterized. NCBI's taxonomy places the organism in Eukaryota, Fungi, Basidiomycota, Agaricomycetes, Polyporales, Epitheliaceae. Bases 1 to 1206 code for a protein of 401 amino acids. The record is from RefSeq and is a predicted model, not a curated record. The transcript has 12 exons.